Molecule: messenger RNA, 5318 nt
Organism: Labrus mixtus (cuckoo wrasse)
Lineage: Eukaryota; Metazoa; Chordata; Actinopteri; Labriformes; Labridae
Gene: pik3r4
Product: phosphoinositide-3-kinase, regulatory subunit 4
Exons: 21
Coding region: 310-4320 (1336 amino acids)
Biological process (GO): autophagy of peroxisome; late endosome to vacuole transport; protein phosphorylation
Cellular component (GO): phosphatidylinositol 3-kinase complex, class III, type II; late endosome; nucleus-vacuole junction
Molecular function (GO): protein binding; protein serine/threonine kinase activity; ATP binding
Source: RefSeq, a predicted model, not a curated record
CCGUUUCCGGUUUGACCCGGAUUCACAACAACAUGUAGAACCCGCAGAGAGGCGAACUGCGUGAUUCAGACUGAACCUCUUGUUUAUCUUUCACGGCUGCGGGGUUGUUUGUUAUCGGGGAUUAUCGGACGGUUAUCGUGUUAGAGACACCGAGAGACGACGUGAUGACGUUUACUCUGACGUUUGUGACCGUUAGUAGACGUUAGCAUCGCUAGCCUGUCGUCAACAACAACAACAACAACAACAACAACAACUCUCCUGUCAACAACUGUAGAGCCAACUUCAACAGCUGACGAGCGCUGAGGUGAGAUGGGGAACCAGCUGGCGGGGAUCGCCCCGUCUCAGAUCCUCUCUGUGGACAGCUACUUCUCCGACAUCCACGACCACGAGUACGACAAGAGCCUGGGCAGCACGCGCUUCUUCAAGGUGGCCCGGGCCAAACACCGAGAGGGUCUGGUGGUGGUCAAAGUGUUCGCCAUCCAGGACCCGUCGCUGCCUCUGACCAGCUACAAACAGGAGCUGGAGGAGCUGAAGAUCCGCCUUCACUCCUGCCAGAACUGCCUGCCCUUCCAGAAGACCUCCCUGAGCGAGAAGGCCGCCAUCUUGUUCCGCCAGUACGUCCGGGACAACCUGUACGACCGCAUCAGCACGCGGCCCUUCCUCAACAACGUGGAGAAGCGCUGGCUCGCCUUCCAGAUCCUCAACGCGGUCGACCAGGCGCACAGAGCCGGCGUCCGCCACGGCGACAUCAAGACGGAGAACGUGAUGGUGACCAGCUGGAACUGGGUGCUGCUCACCGACUUCGCCAGCUUCAAGCCCACCUACCUGCCCGAGGACAACCCCGCCGACUUCAACUACUUCUUCGACACGUCUCGGAGGAGGACGUGCUACAUCGCUCCGGAGCGCUUUGUGGACGGGAGCAUGUUCACGACGGAGAGCGACCAGAACACGCCGCUGGUCGAUCUGACCAACAACAACCAAAGGGGCAGAGGCGAGCUCAGACAGGCCAUGGACAUCUUCUCUGCAGGAUGUGUGAUAGCUGAGCUCUUCACUGAGGGCGUCCCGCUCUUCGACCUCUCUCAGCUGUUGGCGUAUCGUAAAGGACACUUCCAGACGGAGCACGUCCUCCUGAAGAUCGAAGACCACAGCAUCAGAGAGCUGGUGGCUCAGAUGGUUCAGCGCGAGCCGGAGAAGCGUCUGACGGCCGAGGAGUAUCUGAAGCAGCAGCGAGGGAAAGCGUUCCCCGACAUCUUCUACACCUUCCUGCAGCCGUACAUGGCGCAGUUCGCCAAAGAGACCUUCCAGUCGGCCGACGAGCGAGUGCUGGUCAUCCGUAAAGACCUGGACAACAUCCUGCUCAACCUGCGCGGCGGCUCCGCCCCCUCCUCCACUCAGGAUAGCGGCGACGUCGCCAUGAGCUCGCGGGAGGAGCAGGGCCUCAUCGUGCUGGUGUCCGUCAUCACUUCCUGUCUGCAGACCCUUCACUCGUGCGACUCGAAGCUCGCCGUGCUGGAGCUCGUCCUGCACCUCGCCCCGCGGCUCAGCGUCGACAUCCUGCUCGACCGCAUCACGCCGUACCUGCUGCACUUCUGCAACGACCCCGUGCCCCGCGUGCGCGCUCAGGCCGUGCGCACGCUCGCCAAAGUGCUGGCGCUGGUGAAGGAGGUGCCGAGGAACGACGUCAACAUUUACCCGGAGUACAUCCUGCCGGGCAUCGCUCACCUCGCGCAGGACGACGCCACCAUCGUCAGGCUGGCGUACGCAGAGAACAUCGCUCACCUGGCAGAGAGCGCGCUGCGUUUCCUGGAGCUCGUUCAGGAAAACAACGUGAACACGGAGCAGGACCUGAGCGGAGAGGACACGGAGGAGACACUCCACCCCAACGAGAACUACGACUCAGAGCUGCAGGCGCUGCACGAGAUGGUGCAGCAGAAGGUGGUGACGCUGCUCAGCGACUCGGAGAACAUCGUCAAACAGUCGCUGAUGGAGAACGGCAUCACGCGCCUCUGCGUCUUCUUCGGCCGGCAGAAAGCCAACGACGUGCUGCUGUCUCACAUGAUCACCUUCCUCAACGACAAGAACGACUGGCACCUGAGAGGCGCCUUCUUCGACAGCAUCGUGGGCGUGGCGGCGUACGUGGGCUGGCAGAGCUCGUCCAUCCUGAAGCCCCUCCUCCAGCAGGGUCUGAGUGACACCGAGGAGUUUGUCAUCUACAAAGCUCUUAACUCCCUCACCUGUAUGUGUCAGCUGGGUCUGCUGCAGAAACCUCACAUCUACGAGUUCGUCAGCGACAUCGCUCCGUUCCUGUGUCACCCCAACCUGUGGAUCCGUUACGGGGCGGUGGGCUUCAUCACCGUCAUCGCUCAACACCUCAACGUGGCCGACGUCUACUGCAAACUGAUGCCUCACCUCAACCCCUUCAUCACGCAGCCCAUCAUCCAGAUCGAUAAGGAGCUGGUCCUCCUCAGCGUGCUGAAGGAGCCCGUCAGUCGCUCCAUCUUCGACUACGCCCUGCGCUCCAAAGACAUCGCCAGCCUCUUCCGCCACCUGCUGCUCCGACAGAAGAAGCGUGCAGGAUCCAUCCCAGAAUGCCCCACUCCGGACGACCCGGCCAUCGCUCAGCUGCUCAAGAAGCUCCUCUCACAGGGAAUGACCGAGGACGAGGAGGACAAGCUGCUGGCGCUCAAAGACUUCAUGCUGAAGUCCAACAAGGCCAAAGCCAACAUGGGCGAGCAGAGCCACCUGGGGGAGGCGGCCCAGACCGGAGUCAUCGACCUCGCCACGCUCGGCAUCAUGGGACGCCAGGUGGACCUGGUUAAACCUAAAGCUGAGGCCGAGGACAAAAGAGCGAGGAAGCACACGAAGCAGGACUCCACCAUGAACGAGGAGUGGAAGAGCAUGUUCGGAUCCCAGGAGCCGCCGUCCGCUCAGCCCGCCACGGCUGUUGACGGGCCUACGAGUCAGAUCAGGAAGAGCGCCGUGGCCCCGGCGUUGCCCGUGCUGCAGUCGGUGGCGAGUGGCCCCGCCUACCAGCGCCGCAUCAACACCUGCAAGACGGAGCUUCAGCAGCUGGUGCAGCAGAAGAGAGAGCAGUGCAGCGCCGAGCGGAUGGCCAAACAGAUGUUAGAGAGCGCCGAGUGGGAGAGCAGACCCCCCCCUCCAGGCUGGCAUCCCAAAGGUCUGCUGGUCGCUCACCUCCACGAACACAAAGCCGCCGUGAACCGCAUCAGAGUGUCAGACGAACACUCCAUCUUCGCCACGGCGUCCAACGACGGCACGGUCAAAGUGUGGGACAGUCAGAAGAUGGAGGGAAAGACCACGACCACGAGGUCCGUGCUGACUUACUCUCGUAUCGGCGGCCACGUGAAGACGUUGACCUUCUGUCAGGGCUCUCACUAUCUGGCGGUGGCGUCAGAUAACGGAUCCAUCCAGCUGCUGGCGGUCGAGGCCAAUAAACCCCCGAAGUCGCCCAAAGUGCAGCCGUCCCAGACGAGGUCUCUGGACCUUCAUCAGGACGGCUGCGCGGUCGACAUCCAUCAUUUUAACUCGGGCGCUCAGCCCGUGUUGGCGUACGCCACCGUGAACGGCUCGCUGGUCGGCUGGGACCUUCGCUCCAACACCAACGCCUGGACGCUCCACCACGACCUCCGCCUGGGACUCAUCACGUCCUUCACCGUCGACGUUCACCAGUGCUGGCUCUGCCUGGGAACCAGCAGCGGCACCAUGGCAUGCUGGGACAUGCGGUUCCAGCUCCCCAUCUCGAACCACUCCCACCCGGCCCGAGCACGAAUCAGACGGCUGCUGAUGCAUCCACUCUACCAAUCGUCUGUGAUCGCCGCUGUCCAGGGGAAUAACGAGGUGUCGAUGUGGGACAUGGAGACGGGGGAUCGUAAAUUCACUCUGUGGGCGAGUUCUGCACCUCCCCUCUCUGAGAUGCAGCCGUCUCCUCACAGUGUUCACGGGAUCUACUGCAGUCCUGCUGACGGGAACCCUCUGCUGCUCACUGCAGGGUCCGACAUGAGGAUCAGGUUCUGGGAUUUGGCGUAUCCCGAGCGGUCGUACAUCGUGGCGGGCGGCGCCAACGACUCGCUGCACUGCCCGUCCGUCCUGUACAGCCGGAAGAUCAUCGAGGGGACGGAGGUCGUGCAGGAGAUUCACAGCAAACAGAAGAGCGGCGUGGUGGAGGACUCGCCCCGCCGCGGCCCAGAAUCGCUCCCUGUGGGACACCACGACAUCAUCACGGACAUCGCCACCUUCCAGACGACGCAGGGCUUCAUCGUCACCUCGUCCAGAGACGGCAUCGUCAAGGUGUGGAAGUGAGCGGCGAGCGGCGUCGGACGCACAAACUUUUUCAUGUCUUUAGACUUGAUGAGGAGCGCUCUCUCUCACCCGCUCUCACACAGGAAGUCAUCAUCUGUUUAUUCACACAGAAGAGAUUUCACUUUUCAUUUUUAACAGUAGAAGACGUCGUCCUCCUGCUGGAUGGUCACAUGAUGCUCUCUUCAGCCCCCCCGCCUCACGUUGCUCUGUUUGUGCACUUAGAGAGAACGUCUGUAUUUUUAGAGAGAGAGAGAGAGAGACAGACAGACAGAGAGAGACAGAGAGAGCGAGACAGACAGAGAAAGAGAGAGACAGAGAGAGCGAGACAGACAGAGAAAGAGAGACAGAGAGAGGGAGAGAGACACAGAGAGAGAGAGAGAUCACUGUUCUCUGUCAUCACAGUGAGUCUUCAAACAGAUUGACGGUCUCUCUUCACGACUCAUGAUGACUUGUUGAAGGAGUGAAUGACUCAGCAUAUUUCUGUCAGAGCUGGAACUUUAGUUAUAAGAAAUAUUUAGUCUUUGAAAAGUUUCAUGAUGGAUUAACUCGUAGUUAUCCAAUCCAUUACUUUAAUUCAAAAUGAAAAUACAUUUUCAGUCCUCGUCUUAGUCGGCACAGUGGUUCAAGGGUCUGUCUCUACAUGUCAGCCCUGUGAUUGACAGGUGAACAGUCCAGUCCAGGGUGUAACCCCGCCUCUCACAUACUGACCUCUGAGUCCACCCCCCCCCCCCUCAUAGAUACUGGAUGGAUAUUCACUCAUCAUGUAUUUGAACUUUGAGCAUCUGAGACUCCAAACGAGACGAUUUAAAUCCUGUGACAUCAUUUCACCCGUCCCCUUCGUUUGUGUUUGUUAUCAGCUGAGUCCCUCUUUCUCUCUGUACAUACGUUACUUAAAUCUGAUUAAUAUAAAGUUAUGAUCUGUUGAGUUUCUGCAGAUGAACCAUGUGACCUGUGAUUCCAUGUGUGUCCAUCUGUCCAAUAAAAACCUGCAGCACAAA